AUGUCGCCAGACGUCGUCGACCUCCUCCUGGCGCCUGCUUAUGAAGCGGUCGAGUACUAUCUAACCAAGUCAGGGCGGGGCUCCAUCUCGCCCGAGUCUCAUAUCCUUCUCGACCCGGGCGUGCGGCUGUACACCUCCUCAAUCGUCCGACUCGCUCUGUGUUUCAAGUACUGGGACACAGAGUGGACUGAUGUUGUCCCGGCUAUCUACAAGCCUGGAACUAAGAGGGGGUCUGCCUACCGUGUAACUCUCGGGGCUCUGCUUUCCCGCAUCGAUACCCUCAAGAUUACGACUGACGGCAGGGAGGACACCUCAAACGUUGGCAUGCUGCUCAGGCGCCUUCCUCGGUUCACAGCGGCGUCCGGGGGGACCGCUCCCAUUUUCGGCACGCUUACUGCCACAGACCUUCCAGGCCUCAUUGAAGCAUGCAAAAAAGAUAUCAUGAAGACCGAGCCCAUAAAGCACAUCAAGUAUUUUACCGAUGCCAACCUCGCCAACAAUCCCCCUCCUGGCGUAAAACUUCGGGUAGCCCACCCAUCGAUUUCGCAAGCGCUAGUCUCUCAUCCAGGUGUCACUAUAGGGACCUUCGUCACUCCUAUCAACUCCGGCCCCUCUCUGCCUCCCGCAGCCACUCCCGCUGACUCCAUUACCUUCCAGCCUUCGGCAACGGCUACAACAUUGGCUCCUACAACGGCUCAGCUUCUCAGUAGCCGGGUUACGGGUAAUAACCGCAGGAAGAUGUCCAAACAAGACUCCGCAAUCGCUCGUCGCAAGAAGCAGCGUGUCGACGAAGCCCUGCCCGGGAUUGGAUUCCGCUGCCUUCGGCAACCAACAAGCUCGUCGCACCAGAAUGUCUCAUCACACAUGGCCGCUCUUGUGUACCCAGCCCACUCAUGGGGCCCAAGUGCAGUACAGCUUCACCUGGACCAAGAAUGGCGUUGCCAUAACUGUGCCUUCAAGAACCCCGCGCAAUUCGUCAAGAACGAGGACUCCCAAGGGAACGACGAGGACCCUGUCACUUGCUCCAACUGUGAGGAGCCCCAUCGCCAGAGUGAAGACCUCCCGUCGGAGGACAUCAGCUGUCCCGAAUGCCAGGAGAUCCUACCAGAAGGUAUUCCUGAACGCGAGCGUCUCUUCAAUCCAGACCUCCUCAAGACUCACGUACUCGAAUGGCACAGUGAUUACGCGCUCGCGGUCUCCUGGCGAGACCAGCAGAAAACGGUUGCAAGUGGUACGGUUGUUUGCAGCUUCACUACUCCCACCCGCUUGGAAAAGCAUCUCCUUGUUGAGCACAUUUCCACCAGCGAAAAGCGAAUCCCUCCAAAGUACCUUUACGCCAUCGCUCGCAAGACAUGGGUUGAUGAUAUCUCAUCAUACCGGCAUUAUCAACUGGAGGCCCUCGAGAGGCGCAAGUUCCAGGCCGAGGACGACGCGCUCGCUGCCGUCAGCUGCGAGUUGGCCCGGCUGAAGAAGCUUUUUGCUGAGCAAUGCGCCGAAAACCAGGAGGAGGAUGAGCUCGAUGUGAAGCCCGAGAUAGGCUAG
Cutaneotrichosporon cavernicola is the source of this 1542-nucleotide messenger RNA. RefSeq lists its product as uncharacterized. Lineage: Eukaryota; Fungi; Basidiomycota; Tremellomycetes; Trichosporonales; Trichosporonaceae. The transcript is spliced from 5 exons. Bases 1 to 1542 code for a protein of 513 amino acids. The record is from RefSeq and is a predicted model, not a curated record.